AUGACCAUUGGAUGGAGUUCGCCUCUGCAGACGGGGGAAAUGAGCAAGGUGCAUCAGUAUGGAGGGAUCAAUCCUACUGCUACUGGUACCAUUGCAACUACGGGGAGUGAGAAGGAUGGACGAGGAUUAGCAGCAAUUGUUCGGGAAGCGGGUUUCUCGGACGUGCGUGAGGAAGAUCUAACGGCAAACGCGCGUCCAAUGCUUCGGUUUCUUGUGAUUUGUCUGUUUGUGUCACAGGGUUGA
Molecule: messenger RNA, 243 nt
Organism: Aspergillus ruber CBS 135680
Lineage: Eukaryota; Fungi; Ascomycota; Eurotiomycetes; Eurotiales; Aspergillaceae
Exons: 2
Coding region: 1-243 (80 amino acids)
Source: RefSeq, a predicted model, not a curated record